Molecule: messenger RNA, 1773 nt
Organism: Colletotrichum acutatum
Lineage: Eukaryota; Fungi; Ascomycota; Sordariomycetes; Glomerellales; Glomerellaceae
Product: zinc finger protein-domain-containing protein
Exons: 1
Coding region: 330-1577 (415 amino acids)
Source: RefSeq, a predicted model, not a curated record
GGCAGGGGCAACCAAUCUUGCAGUUGAACCAUUUUCUGAGAAGCUUGACUAUAGAAAUAGCCACCUUGCACACUUGCUUGAGAACCUUGAUGUAGGACUUUGCAACCAAGGUUCGAGCCUACCAUAGAGCUGCGCACGCCACAUUUUUGAUGCUAAGUGUCUCUAUCUCCGAACCUUUCUCAAACAUGUAUAAAUAUUCCCUUCUCAACAGAUUAUUUAGCGGUCAAGCUCAUUCACUUGAUUGACUAAGGUACUUUACCUACCUUACAACUUCCAGAAUUAGCCACCUCGGUCUUAAUUUGACUUUCUUCCGAAUCUCUCAUUCCAUCAUGGAUAGCUCAAUAAAAACCAACGAUGAACCGAGCUAUGAGAUUACUGGUCACACCAAGCGUCAACAAGCAAUUGAGACACUGACCUCCUACCUCUCACUUUCAACACAACUGGAUCCUGAGUCACUUCUGAGAUUGCAAGAAAGACAGGUUGCUGAGAGACGAACCGAGGAACUCGAACACAUCGGAGAAGGAUUUUGCGCUACCAUAUACGACUUUGGGAGCACCGGUCAAGUUAUCAAACAGGCGAAAGAGCUGAGAAAAUUUCCAGAACUACUGGUCGACUAUGUCUCACAUCAGAAGGUCUAUGCCGCCAGCCUGCAUCUUGCGUUACAAGUCUGCAUUCCCCGUCCAGCGGAAUUCAUCAGACCUGAACAGCUCGGCGAGUGGUACAAUGAACACAGAGAAUCGGGCAAGCUUCCGGAUAGCCGAACCCUCGUCAGCAGGAACAUGGCGGUCCUCGUAUCUGAGAGAAUCCCGGCACUACCUCUAGAGGUCCGCAGAGCCCUCAUCGAAGUAUUCUGUCCCAUAGAGCAGAGAGUGGCAGCUCAUGUCAUGCGAAGAAACAACAACUGUCUUGCUCGAUUGUAUCUGGGCCGGCGUCGACAGAAUACCGGAGUCGAGGGAGGAUUCGAACUGCGCAACUUCGAAAUGACCUUGGAUAAGAUGGAGAUCCUAAACAUCGAUCCACUUCAAUAUGUGGCACCAAUGGCAGAAGCCUUAGCAGCCAUGCAUUGGGAAACCAAGCACGAUGCCUUCGACGUCGAGUUCGUUCUCGCCUCAUCGACAACACCAACAACUCGAACCGCAGAGUGGGCAUCAGUGAAGACCACCCGGGAACCUAUCGAAGGAUCUGAGUCUCAGAGAAAGGCUGUGCAGAUGUGGCUUUUAGACUUUAAUCAGGUCGGAGAGAUCACAAUGGACAGCAAAGGAGUAGCAAGAGCAGUGAGAGGGUUCUGGGACAAUGAUCCGUACUAUCCCAGGCCGACUAUGGAAGAAGACUCGCACACUACUGAGGCAAAGCUAUGGCGCAAGUUCAAGCAGGUAUAUCUUGCGACCUCAUCAAAAAUCUUGAAAGACGAUGCAUUGGCUACAACCUUCAUCGAGGAGGUUGAACUAGAAGGCAAGAAAAGAUCAGUAUGCCCUCCCGUGCUCCAGGGUCCACCGAAGGCAUCGGCAGUUGUGGCUAUGCCACUGCGAUCCGCUGGCAAGAAGAAGCAGAGGAGAUACGUUGACUUCGAUGGGUAGAGGUGGUCAUUACAAAACCGACGUAUCUAGUCGGGGCCGGCCUCGGAGACACAUCGAAGACCCAGAGAACAGCAACUGAAGUUCUUAGAAAAAGGCUCUACGAGAAGUAGUCUCGAACCCCAGACCCAUAGAAUAACAUCAAUCAACAUUCAAUGUUCUCAUGCUCAGCUUAACCAUUUGACUAAAUGUCCUGUCA